Condylura cristata (star-nosed mole) is the source of this 3522-nucleotide messenger RNA. RefSeq names its product transforming growth factor, beta receptor associated protein 1 (gene TGFBRAP1). The record is from RefSeq and is a predicted model, not a curated record. Bases 9 to 2591 code for a protein of 860 amino acids. Gene Ontology annotation, cellular component: membrane; cytoplasm. Gene Ontology annotation, biological process: intracellular protein transport; autophagy; vesicle-mediated transport. Lineage: Eukaryota; Metazoa; Chordata; Mammalia; Eulipotyphla; Talpidae. The transcript is spliced from 11 exons.
CAGCAGACAUGAUGAGCACCAAGGCUUUUACACUGGUCUCUGCUGUGGAGCGGGAGCUGCUGAUGGGCGACAAGGAGCGUGUUAACAUAGAAUGCGUGGAGUGCUGUGGCAAGCACCUCUACGUGGGCACUAACGACUGCUUUAUUUACCACUUCCUGCUGGAGGAGAAGACUCUGCCCUCUGGCACAGCCUCCUUUACUGCCACUAAGCAGCUGCAUAGACACCUGGGUUUCAAGAAGCCAGUGAAUGAACUGCGGGCGGCAUCAGCCCUCACACGGCUGCUGGUGCUGUGUGACAACUGCAUCACACUGGUCAACAUGAUGAGCCUGGAGCCCGUGCCCUCAGGGGCCCGCAUCAAGGGGGCCGUGGCUUUUGCCUUGAACGAGAACCCUGUGAGCGACGACCCAUUUUGUGUGGAAGUCUGCAUCAUCUCUGUCAAACGCAGAACCAUCCAGGUGUUCUUGGUGUACGAGGACCGGGUUCAGAUCGUCAGGGAGGUGUCGACACCGGAGCAGCCCCUGGCCGUGGCUGUGGAUGGCCACUUCUUGUGCCUGGCCCUGACCACUCAGUACAUCAUACUGAACUACAACACGGGUGUCGCCCAGGAUCUGUUUCCUUACUGCAGCGAGGAGAAGCACCCAAUCGUCAAGAGAAUAGGGAGACAGGAGUUUCUGCUGGCGGGCCCCGGAGGGCUGGGCAUGUUUGCCACAGUCGCUGGGAUAUCUCAACGAGCCCCUGUGCACUGGUCAGAGAAUGUAAUCGGGGCGGCCAUUUGCUUUCCCUACGUCAUAGCACUCGAUGAGGAAUUCAUCACAGUUCACAGCAUGCUAGAUCAGCAGCAGAAGCAGACCCUGCCCUUUAAGGAAGGCCACAUCCUACAGGAUUUUGAAGGAAGAGUGAUUGUCGCCACAAGUAAAGGAGUUUACAUCUUGGUUCCAUUUCCUCUGGAAAAACAAAUACAGGAUCUUCUAGCAAGCCAUAGAGUGGAAGAGGCUUUGGUUUUAGCAAAAGGAGCCCGGAGGAACAUUCCAAAAGAAAAAUUUCAGGUAAUGUACAGAAGGAUCCUGCAGCAGGCGGGGUUUAUACAGUUUGCACAACUUCAGUUCCUGGAAGCUAAAGAGCUCUUCAGAAGCGGCCAGCUUGACGUCCGGGAGCUGAUCUCUCUCUACCCCUUCCUGUUGCCCACCUCCUCUUCAUUCACACGGUCUCAUCCACCUCUCCACGAGUAUGCAGACCUGAACCAGCUGACCCAAGGAGACCAGGAGAAGAUGGCCAAGUGUAAGCGUUUCCUCAUGAGCUACUUGAAUGAAGUCCGCAGCACAGAGGUAGCCAAUGGCUACAAAGAAGACAUUGACACAGCCUUGCUCAAACUGUACGCGGAGGCUGACCACGAUAGCCUGCUGGACCUACUGGUCACAGAGAACUUCUGUCUGCUAACAGACAGUGCUGCCUGGCUGGAGAAGCACAAAAAGUAUUUUGCACUUGGACUGCUCUAUCAUUAUAAUAACCAAGACGCUGCGGCAGUUCAGUUGUGGGUGAACAUUGUGAAUGGGGAUGUGCACGACCCCACUCGCUCAGACCUGUACGAAUAUGUUGUCGAUUUCCUCACCUACAGCUUAGACCAAGAACUAGUGUGGAAGUACGCUGAUUGGGUCUUGCAGAAAAGUGAGGAGGUUGGAGUGAAAGUUUUCACCAAGAGACCUUUGGAUGAACAGAAGAGUAGUUUUAAUCCCAACGAUAUUAUCACUUGCCUUAAGAAAUACCCCAAAGCACUUGUUAAAUAUCUGGAAUAUCUAGUUGUUGACCAGAGGCUGCAGAAGGAAGAAUACCACACGCACCUUGCUAUCCUCUACCUGGACCAGGUGCUACAGCAGCGACCUGCAGGUGCCAGCAGCAAAGAGACAGAAGUCACCGAGAUGCAGGUGAAGCUCCGACGCCUGCUCCAGAAAUCCGAUUUGUACCGAGUCCACUUUCUGCUAGAGAGGAUCGAGGGUGCCAACCUGCCCAUGGAGAGCGCCAUCCUGCAUGGGAAGUUGGAGAAGCACGAGGAAGCCCUGCGCAUUCUGGUGCACGAACUGGGGGACUUCUCGGCGGCCGAGGACUACUGCCUGUGGCGCUCUGAGGGCAGAGACCUGCCCUACCGGCAGCAGCUCUUCCACACACUGCUGGCCCUGUACCUCAGCGCUGGCCCCUCUGCGCAUGAGCUGACCGUGGCCGCUGUGGACCUCCUGAACCACCAUGCCACCGAAUUUGACACAGCUCAAGUCCUACAGCUGCUGCCGGGCACCUGGUCAGUGCAGCUCCUCUGCCCGUUCCUGACGGGGGCCAUGCGGGACAGUAUCCACACCAGGAGGACCACUCAGGUGGCUCUUGGCCUGGCCAAGUCUGAAAAUUUAAUCUACAAGUAUGAUAAGAUGAAGCUGAAAGAAAGUUCAGUUCGGCUCUCAGACAAAAAGUGUUGCCAGAUGUGCCAAAAUCCCUUUUGUGAGCCCGUGUUUGUUAGAUAUCCAAAUGGGGGUCUCGUCCACACCCACUGUGCUGCCGGCAGACACACAAACCCCAGCUCACCCAGCCCCUGUACUAGGACUUGAAGAGGCCAUCCUGAGGGUGCGGGGGGCCCCUGAGAUCUUCACCAAGCCUGCUGGACGCAGAGAGCAGAAGGCCACAACACUUGUGUCAACCGAGACAAAGGGAUAGCUUCUGGGUCUGAGGAGACUUCAGUCAAUGUGAAACAGGGACUCUCGCUGUGGAUGCCCGAGAGAGAGACGUGUGAGAGUUUGCCUGCUUGGUACCUGGUAAUACAAAACAGACGUCUACUUGGAAAGCAAAAUGAGCCUUUCCCAUGCAGUCCAGACAAGCUGGACUCCCCCUCCCCCACCCCAUACCCUGAUCUUUAAAUACAUAUUUGCACUGGAAACAUUGCUUCAGGGUGGCACAGAGGGGAACCCUCUCAGUGGUGGCGCAGCCAGGGCACAGAGCCAUGCAGUGGCUGGUUUCACCUGGUGCACCUUUCCUUCCCAUGGGUGCGUUCUCCCUCCUUGUGGCUUGGCCCCCCAGGGUGGAGGGGGGGGGGGCUUCCAUUUCCUGGGGUUACCAUGUGGCCUCUGCCUUUGCCCUUGGAAAUGGCUGACUUUAGGGAAAUAUUUUUAUUUCUUCCUACUUCCUGUUUGGCUCUCCCUGAAAGACAUCUGUCUUGUUUACCCAAGCUCUCCCUUUGGGUAAAUUUGUCUGCUUCUGGGACCCAACUAGUGAAGACCUCUCAGAAACCGGUAAAGCUGCAGGAGGAGAGCCGCAGCUGCCCCGUCAGCAGACAGGAGCACCGUAGCAGGCCAGUGCCCAGCUGAGUGUCCUUUUCCUGUUGCCUCCUCUGCUGAUUUGAAACUCUACAGUUGACCUGUUUGACUAAACAUUUUUAUUUGAAAUAUAUCAUGUUUGUAGUUUUUCUCUUGAUUGGAAAUUCAUCUGUCAUAUUCAUUGGGGACAUUUUUCUUGUUAAAAUGUAUCUCCUGUUGAAUACUUGGG